Messenger RNA from Urocitellus parryii (Arctic ground squirrel), 3639 nucleotides. It is a transcript of the gene S1pr3, whose product is annotated as sphingosine-1-phosphate receptor 3. Gene Ontology annotation, biological process: G protein-coupled receptor signaling pathway. Gene Ontology annotation, molecular function: sphingosine-1-phosphate receptor activity. The record is from RefSeq and is a predicted model, not a curated record. NCBI's taxonomy places the organism in Eukaryota, Metazoa, Chordata, Mammalia, Rodentia, Sciuridae. Gene Ontology annotation, cellular component: membrane.
UCCAGGGACAGGCGACAGCGACCCGGCCCUGAGCGAGUUGGCAGGACGAGCUCAAGCCAAACGCCGGGGCAGGAGCGACCUCCCGACCCCCUAAACYCGUAUCUGAGCGGAGGAAGGGGCGCCUGGGUCGCCGCCGCACCCACCCGCCAGGAUGCCGGGGGGCCAGUGCCCCUUCCAGACGGAGGAGGCGGUGUGCGACCUUCUUCCUGGACUCCCGCCUGCACCCCUUCCUGAAGCCGCGGCCAGCCGCCGUCCUGCUGGGCUCUGGAGAUGAACGCUCCCCGAGCGCCCCCUGGUGGAUUGUGGAGGUAACCGCCUGUCGAUGCCCAGCGAUGGCCACCGUGCUCCCUCCGGGUCCCCAGGCGGCCUCCGGGAAUGAGACUCUGCAGGUACAUUACAACUACGUGGGGAAGCUGGAGGGCAGGCUGAAGGACCCCUCUCAGGGUGGCAGCACGCUCACCACCAUCUUCUUCUUGGUCGUCUGCAGCUUCAUCGUCUUAGAGAACCUGAUGGUUUUGAUCGCCAUCUGGAAAAACAAUAGAUUUCACAACCGCAUGUACUUUUUCAUCGGCAACCUGGCUCUGUGCGACCUGCUGGCUGGCAUAGUCUACCAGGUCAACAUUCUGAUGUCCGGCAAGAAGACGUUCAGCCUGUCCCUGACGGUCUGGUUCAUCAGGGAGGGCAGUAUGUUUGUGGCCCUCGGGGCAUCCACCUGCAGCUUGCUGGCCAUUGCCAUAGAGCGGCACUUGACCAUGAUCAAGAUGAGGCCCUAUGAUGCCAACAAGAAGCACCGGGUCUUCCUUCUGAUCGGGAUGUGCUGGCUCAUUGCCUUUUCGCUGGGCGCCUUGCCCAUCCUGGGCUGGAACUGCCUGCAGAACCUCCCGGACUGCUCCACCAUCCUGCCCCUCUACUCCAAGAAGUACAUCGCCUUCUGCAUCAGCAUCUUCAUCGCCAUCCUGGUGACCAUCGUCAUCCUGUACGCACGUAUCUACUUCCUGGUCAAGUCCAGCAGCCGCAAGGUGGCCAGUCACAACAACUCGGAGCGGUCCAUGGCCCUGCUGCGAACGGUGGUGAUCGUGGUGAGCGUGUUCAUCGCCUGCUGGUCGCCCCUCUUCAUCCUCUUCCUCGUAGAUGUGGCCUGCAGGGCCAGGGAGUGCUCCAUCCUGUUCAAGGACCAGUGGUUCAUCAUGCUGGCGGUCCUCAACUCCGCCAUGAACCCCAUCAUCUACACGCUGGCCAGCAAGGAGAUGCGGCGCGCCUUUUUCCGUCUGGUCUGCAACUGCCUGGUCAGGGGCAAGGGGGCCCGCGCCUCGCCCAUGCAGCCGGCUCUGGACCCAAGCAGAAGCCAAUCCAGCACCAGCAACAACAGCAGCCACUCCCCAAAGAUCAAGGAUGGCCUGCCCCACCCAGCCGCCACACCCUGCAUCAUCGACGGAAACAGAACACUCCAGAACGGGAUCCUCUGCAAGUGACAUCUCCGCGCGCCCAGCUCUGCAGCCAAGCUCUUAUUUAUUGCAUGUGUCGCUUCCACGGGGACCCUUAAAGAGCUGAGACUCAGGAGAUCUACUUGAUGUUGCCUGAUAACCUGCCCCGGGGGCCGUCUCCUGAGGAGGGGACGCCAGGAAUCACCAAACCAUUUCCAUAGACAGCGUGCUUUGUCUGUGUCGGGCACCGAACUGUGAAGCUGCUGACGUCAUCCACGGCCUUCUACUGAACUCUGGAUGCCUUGAUCCGUUGUUCACAAAGAGGGCAGGUCGGGGGGGAGGGCUACGUGAUGCACAGGGUGUUUCUCAGCGUGCCUCUGGAUGACGUUUUCGUAACUCCACACUACACUGAAUGGGUGCUUGUGUAUCUGUCCCUUUCUGUGUUGCAUGGAAUUCACGUUCCAGGCGUUGGCCGCGUGGUGCUGACCUAAAAGUCUCAGUACCCCGCCCAGUUAGGAAACCAGUCCUGCAAACGUGUUCCKACUGCAGCACCAGGUACAAGGACCUGGGUGUGAAUGAGGUGGGCCUCUUUACAUUGCUGGGAAGCCUCAUGGUAAGAAAAAUGUUAAGGCCUAAAUUCCCCAAAUAAGGCUUCUCCCAGGCCAGCCCCAGAUGUGUGGGUCUGACUAGCCCUGUGUCCCUCUGUCAKGUGUUCCUGGAGAACUUUAAACACAUCCAAAAGUGAGAGAGCACUUAAUCUGGGGGGAGGUGGACUUGUGCAAAUCACAGCCAGGAUCUCCCAAGAGCCCGGGCUCCCCAACUAACCAAAGAAACAGCCCACGAGGGAGGGGCAGGGUUUGCCCUCCAUCCUGGUGGGCCUCACCAAGUCACCGGGGGCUGUGGUAUGCUUCCUGCAACGGGGGAGUUUCCAUCGGAAGGAGAGGGUUAGAAGACAGAACUCUGGUUCUAGGUCAAGUUUGGAUUCUGCACUGGAAAAGUACAGAGUCCGUCAUCUCCCAGAGCUGUCACCCACGAGUAGCUGGGACCGUCAGCAAAAUCAGUUUCCUGAAAGCAGACACGGAUCCCGACUGUUAGAGCAGCUUAAUUGUCAGGUUAGAAAAUGCAAUCUGACAACUCAUUCAGGCUUCAGAGAGAUGCAUUAUAAUACCGACAUGAUACUGUAAUUUUAUUUUUCAACACCAGUUGAACCUAUAUCACUGUGUUUACCUUUUAAAAGAAUUACUAAGAAGCAUCCUUGUUCGUGUUCUUCCCCAAGGAUCGUACAUACAGUAUACACAGAAGGAAAAUGAGUCUGUGUGUAGGGCUGGCAUCGAUACACACUCUCUGUGCUCUUGCCACCUUCAGAAGGCUUCUCCCUUGGGGUAACUUCACGUCAGCGCCCCCUACUGGGUUUUUUUUCUUUUUUAGGGUUAGUGAGAAUUUUGCCUUAUUGAUAUCUAAGAGAGCAAUCUCAACUCAUGAAUGACUCUUUGUUAGAGAAAUUCCUUCCUGGCAAGUUGCUCUUAUCAAGGAAGCUUUCCGUGGGUCCUGGGUAACCUGUACAUACUGACCAAAGACCUUCCUCGUUUUUUUUUUUUUGUUCCUGUUGAGAUAUUGGUGAGGAAAUGCUCCACGAGGCCUCUACUGUUGCAGACUCCACAUCACUGAAAAAUAGCUUAUUUGGUUAUCAGAUAGCAUGAGAAAAGCCAGGGCAUUUCUAGGAAAGCUUUAUUGAAGGUUCUGGAUUAAGAACAAGAACAAUAGAAAUGUAUAAGGGAGACAAAAUGCAUUUUCACAUAGGAAAUGAAAUUUGUGGAGUUGCUUUGGGGGCCUUGGGUCUCUCUGUCAGUAUGCUGUGUCUUACGGUCACACUUUGGUCCAUAACCGUGACUUCUCUAGUAUCUGCACAGGUCAGCUUUCAUUCAUCGACCCUCUUCGGGGGCCACAUCCGUCACUCCCUCCAAGAGGCACUCUACAGGCUUCUUGGAGAUGAUGCAAAAACUUUUAAGCCAUCUGAAUUUAAAAAUACACUAAGAAAGUAAUUAUGCUCAUUUGAUAUAUGCAAAAAACCAACCACCUUCAAUAUCCAUAUGCACAUUCCUAACAAGCUAACCAACUUCCUCACUAGAAGUUGAGUGUGUCCAAGUCGUAGCCCUGAAGUUUGGAAAUAGGGUGAUCUUAUAUGCCACAGAGAAUCUGUGUUAGAUCUCCUUGC